This is a messenger RNA of Owenia fusiformis, 2148 nucleotides long. The record is from the annotation of a GenBank genome assembly. Lineage: Eukaryota; Metazoa; Annelida; Polychaeta; Sabellida; Oweniidae.
AUGCGGUGCCGUAAACUGUUAAAUCAUCGCUCUUCUUCAGAGGGUGUUUCACCAGCUAUUGCGUACAGGGUAGGCAUAUGGGAAAUUUGUAGGUCGUUAUGUAAUCUGUCCAGUGCAGAACAACUUGGCCCACUCAUAAAAUUGGUGCAUUACCUUGAGCUGGGAGAUAUUCUAAACAGACGAUGUCCCCAAAAGACAGUGACAGCCUUCGUGACGCUUCGUCCCCAAUGGAUGGCUGUGACGAUGUAACAAUAAAAGAAACUUGUCUCCCUAAAACAGAGCAACAAAAUAAAGCUGUUAAGUGCGUGUCAAAAACACCAAAAGGGACGCCUUCCAAACACUUGGUGACGAUCGUAUUAUUCGUUGCAAUGAUGCUAGAUGUUAUGUUAAUGACCAGCAUAGAUCCCAUUAUCCCAGACAUUCUCCAUAAAAUCCACGCAAACCAUAUCUUCUUUACAUAUUUGAAUUUCACAGACGGCCACCUAAUAAAUGGAACUACAAACGAAACUGCAUACCAUUCAUCAUUUGGAUAUAUCAAACAAACAAAUUGCUCUAACGUGACCGAUCGCCAUGGUAUUCUAAAUGUGGAAUUCCUAAACAGGUCAGUCGAAAUACCAAGGACAAAGCAAAGGCAUAAACAAACACGAAUCUUCAACAGAGACCCUAUAGUUCACUUCAAGUGUGUCAACGACAGUGAAGACACAAGAAAUGAGUUCGGCUUCAUGGCAGUACAGACGGAAAUUGGGAUUAUGGUUGCUGGGAAACCUGCUGUUGAGAUGUUUACUAACAUUGCGGUUGGAUUCCUUGUGAAUAGAUGCGGCCCUCGAGUCCCUAUGCUGCUGGGUUUUUUAUUCACGUUCCUUUCAACCGUAGGUUUUGCGUAUGCUAGACGAUUCUCUGUGCUCCUUAUUACACGAAUGGCUCAAGCCAUUGGAUCCAGCUUGUCAGUUGUUGCAGGUUUGUCGUUUCUAGCAGCGGUAUACAAAGACGAUGCGGAGCGCUCGAAGGCUACGAGUAGAGCAUUUGGUGGGAUCUCGCUUGGAAUAAUACUGGGUUACCCUUACGGAAGUGCAGUUUACGAGUUCCUAGGAAAAGAAGCGCCGUUUUUGAUUUUAGCUGGAGUCGCUGUAUUGGAUGGGGCUUUAUUGGCAAUGGUUCUCGGCUGUUUCUCGCUUGGAGCUUGUGAGGGCAAAGGUACUGAGAAGAAAAAUAAAACCGGUUUUCUUAAAUUAUGUAUUGACCCCUACGUCGUGGUUGGUUUAGGUUGUUCUUUCAUGGUUCACUUCGGGUUGGGAGUGUUCCUUGCGACAGGACCAGCUUGGAUGCUUGGAGAGCUACACGCUCAGCAAUGGAACAUUGGGGUCGUAUUGGCAGUUGCCGUGAUCUUCCACUUUACUGCACAGUUUUUGACGGGUCUAUUUGCUAUUAAGCUAGGAAGGUGGAUUUUCUGUAUGGUCGGAAUGUGGAUUUUCUCUCUCGGUAUGGCUGUGUAUCCACUUUGCCAGAACAUUUGGGAGGUCCUCGGCCCUGAAAUCACCGUCCGCAUCGGCCAUGGUACUGUCCUCUGCGUCAUCAGUCCCUUAUUAGGCCACGUUGCUGACAUUCGAUUCGACUCCAAUUAUGGUGCAGUUUACGGGCUCUAUACGGCAUCAUAUAACCUUGGACUAAGCGUGGGUCCAGUUGUAGGGGGCGCAGUUGUCCAGUAUAUGACGAUCGAUUGGCUUUAUAGAACGACGGCCAUUGGAAUAUUUCUAUUUGCUUUUCUAAGUACAACUUUCCGACAUAUAGAACCUAAAAACUUUAACAAGUUAACUGCCGUACAAAAUUCAAAUACUGCAACUCAGAAAACGUAUGGAUCAACAGAUGCAAGAGAACAACCAGAUGGUGUAAAUGCUUGAUGCCACUAAACAACUCUGAAAUGGAGCUAGAGUAUACAACGAGCCUCAGCAUAUUGUAUUGGGGUUUAUAUUGGUUGAUACUUUGGAGUAAAUGACAAAAACAAGUGAUUCCACAUGAUAUUACGUGAUAACAAUGCUUGAAGAUGUACAAAAAUAGCAGAAACGAUGCGUUGUCUAAUGUUACCAACAAAAUCGUAUCGUCGAUUGUAUUGUUAAGAAUUAAAUUAAAUUUACUCAGCACUUACAAAUA